AUGCCAAUAGGCAACCUUCUCACCUCCUAUUCUUGUAUCGGCAAGAUAAUCAUCAUCGUUAACGGACGCCGGCCCUCGGGUCCCUCAAAGGCAACGUUUAGAGCGUUCGACGUAUGGAAGGUCAAAACCAAUGGUCCACCGAGGAUCUGGACAGACCGAGGAUUAUUGGGCGUGGCCCCUGACGCUCCCCAGGAUGCAACUCGGCACGCACUACGGAAGCCCCACCGAGUUGUGGCAAGCCUUUACGGACUAUUCGACAUCGUCCGCGUUGCCGGUUGCUCGUUUGGUGGAACGAAUAGGAUGAUACCGAAGCCUUGCCUGCAUACUUUCGACGAUGUCAUGAUACUCGGACAGCAACAACACUCUGCCGCUAUCCCUCUCGUUCGCAAACACCCACUAUGUGCAAGUGAGAAGGGAGAACAACUACCCUCCUUGAGCUACCAGCGCAUCACGCCGGAACACUUAAUGGUCGACGAGGAGCUCCAGAAGACGAUCUUCUCGGCGGUAGUGAAUGAGAACCAGCAGAAAAUCAUGUACCAGUUCAUGACCUUCAACUCACAACUGCAUAAGCCGACAAUCGGCUCGAACGGAAAAGAAGAAUUUAACGAUGGCCAUCCUCUCGGCGGUGGCAAACGAAAACCAGCAGAAGAGCAUGUAUCAAUUCAUCACCUUCAACUCACAACUGCAUAAGUCGAUAAUCGACUCACAAUCCGCCUCGAUAGAGAACAUGCACUGGGGCGCGGUGAGAGCAAGAGCGGAGGAAAGAGUACGGGCUAGUCGGCCGGAGAUUCCGGCAUAUACGGGUUUAAUGUGGG
This is a messenger RNA of Tricharina praecox, 815 nucleotides long. RefSeq lists its product as uncharacterized. Lineage: Eukaryota; Fungi; Ascomycota; Pezizomycetes; Pezizales; Pyronemataceae. The record is from RefSeq and is a predicted model, not a curated record. The transcript has 5 exons. Bases 1 to 690 code for a protein of 229 amino acids.